AUGGCCCCCGCCAACUGCUCGGCGCCCAGCGUCGUGGUGGAGAUGUCCGUGGCCACCCUGCUCCUGCUGGAGGGCGGCCUGGGCCUUCUGGGCAACGCCGUGGCGCUGUGGACCUUCUUCUUCCGCCUGCAGGUGUGGAAACCCUACGCCGUCUACCUGCUCAACCUGGUCGUGGCCGACCUCCUGCUGACCUUCUGCCUGCCCUUCCAUGCCGCUUUCUACCUGAAACACAAGACGUGGAGCCUUGGACAUGCGUCUUGCCAAAGCCUGUUCUUCCUGCAGGUCCUCAGCCGCGGAGUGGGCGUCGCCUUCCUCACGGCCGUGGCUUUAGACCGUUACUUCCGAGUGGUCCACCCUCGGCUGAAGGUCAGCCUCACGUCCCCCCGGGCGGCCUGGGGGGUGUCCGGCUUCGUGUGGUUACUGCUGCUCGGCCUCACCCACCAGAGCCUGUUCGUCUCGGAGGCCACAUGCCCAGGUCUGGAGCCCGCGGGAGAAGUCUCCUUCAGCAUCGUUUGGCAGGAAGCACUGUUCUUCCUGCAGUUUGUCCUUCCCUUUGGCCUCAUCCUGUUCUGCAAUGCCAGGAUCAUCAGGACCCUCCAGAGGCGACUCCGAGACCCGGACAAACAGCCCAAGCUGCAGAGGGCCCGGGCACUGGUGACGGUGGUCGUGGUCCUGUUUGCAGUGUGCUUUCUGCCCAGCUUCCUGGCCCGGAUCUUGGUGGCCGCCUUCCGCAGGGCGGGCAGCUGCGGGCUCCUGGGAGCGAUGGUGCAUGUGUGUGACGUGACCAACGGCCUCACCUACCUGCAGAGCGUGCUGAACCCGGUGGUGUACUGCUUCUCCAGCCCCGCUUUCAGAUACUCCUACCGCAAGGUCUUCAACACCCUCAGAGGCCGAGGGAAGGAAACCGAGGCCCCGGGGGACGUCAAAGACUCCUACUCUUGA
Callorhinus ursinus (northern fur seal) is the source of this 942-nucleotide messenger RNA. The record is from RefSeq and is a predicted model, not a curated record. Lineage: Eukaryota; Metazoa; Chordata; Mammalia; Carnivora; Otariidae.